AUGCCGUUUAAGCAUGAUUCUGGACAGCCUGACGAGUUCCUCGGAUCAUAUCGAGCCGCACCCCUUAAUCAAGCUGUCGGCCAAAUGAGUGUAUCGAUCGAAAGCAAGGCCAGCUUUCUCCCUUAUCCUCCGUUCUUCAACAGGCCUGGCGUUGGCUUAGGCACAAUCAACUCGGCGCCCAGCCCUGACAUGACGAACCUUUCCAAGCUUCACCCGCAAGUGGCUCCACGCAGCCUCAGCAGCCCCCUUGUCCCGCAUCCUCUUCACUUAAUCUCCCACCUAACACACCGAGGUACUGGCGCUGAGCAUCACAUAAUUCGCAGCAGCAUUCUACGACUGAUUACGCGGCUGCAUCUUUUACGUGAAGAGGCUAGAUAUCGUAGCAGAGAGCAGCGGAUAGACCGUCAUGCCAGACCCGCCGGUUCCAUCGAACUGUGCUACACGUCUGCUUAG
Protopolystoma xenopodis is the source of this 453-nucleotide messenger RNA. NCBI's taxonomy places the organism in Eukaryota, Metazoa, Platyhelminthes, Monogenea, Polystomatidea, Polystomatidae. The record is from the annotation of a GenBank genome assembly.